AUGGAUAGCGAAUACACCAUUGAUGCCGGUAACACGGCUUGGGUGAUGAUGUGCGCCGCCCUCGUCUUUUUGAUGACACCAGCACUAGGAUUGUUUUAUGCUGGUCUCGCACAAGCCAAGAAUGCCUUGUCUCUCAUGUACCUCACCAUGUUGUGCGUGGCAGUGGUUUCCUUCCAGUGGUACAUUAUUGGCUAUUCAUUGACCUUUUCACCCAACGCUGGUCCAUUUAUCGGUGAUACCACUCAUUUCUUAUUACGUGGCGUUGGCGUAGCUCCUGCAUUUGAAGGACAAACCAUUCCUGCCAUGGUCUACAUGAUAUUUCAAGCCAUGUUUGCUUGUCUUACACCAGCACUGGCUUUUGGUGCUGCCGCGGAACGCAUGUCGCUUGGUCCCUCCAUCAUUUUUAUUUUUGUAUGGACAACCCUCGUUUACGAUGUUGUUACAUGUUGGAUUUGGAAUCCCAAUGGAUGGCUUUACAAAAUGGGUGCUAUGGAUUAUGCAGGUGGCGCCACCGUUCACGCAUCCAGUGGCCUUGCUGCUGUCGCUUAUGCAAUGUUAUUGGGCAAAAGAAGACAUCUUCAAGAACAAACGCAUCCAACACCACACAAUGUCUCAUACAUGUACAUUGGCCUUGCAUUCUUAUGGUUUGGAUGGUUUGCAUUCAAUGCUGGUAGCGGCCUUGCAGCUGAUGCACGUGCAGCCAACUCGUUUGUAGCGAGCCACCUUGCAGCUUGUGUGGGUGCUGUCGUCUGGAUCAUGAUUGACUGGUUGUAUACACGCAAAUGGAGUGUCGUCGGCUUGACAACAGGUGUCAUUGCAGGCCUCGCCACAAUCACACCAGGAUCAGGAUUUGUGUCUCCUAGCAGUGCCCUUUUGUUUGGCUUUCUUGGCAGCGUUGCAUGCAAUUAUGCAGUUCGAUACAAGCACAAGUAUGGCUUUGACGACGCGCUUGAUGUCUUUACGGUGCACUAUGUUGGCGGCUUGGUUGGAUUGUUGUUGACAGGCAUCUUUGCGGAACGCUAUGUGAUUGGCCUUGGAAGUCCUCAAGGUACACCUCUUGAAGAUAUUCAAAUUGGCGGAUGGCUCGAUGGUCAUUGGAUGCAAGUGCCCAUACAACUUGCCAUGAUCGCUGCUGUUUCGGGAUGGUCUUUUGUCGUCACCUACAUCAUGCUUCUUAUCAUUGAUAAGAUUCCAUCCAUGCAGUUACGUUUGCAUCACGAGGAUGAAAGAAUUGGUACCGACCGAGCUCAAAUGGGAGAAACAGCCUAUGGCUAUGUUGAAUGGGGAGAAGAAAUGCGUCGUGUCAAUAGCCGUAUCACCGAUGGAGCAGCUGCAUCCCUAUAUUCAGUGAGGCGUUUUGAUCCAUUCAGCUUUGCUAAACGUCUUUUUGGACGAGGAGAACGAUCAACUACUGUAGCUGGAGCACCUACAUUAACCGAAGAAGCAGUACUUGAUUAUGGCCAAGCCAAAAACCUUGGAUCAAUACCACUUGCAAAAAUGCCACCACCACCACCUCCAUUAUCAUCAUCAUCAUCAUCUACGAAUCAGUGGCAACAGCACAAACAACAACAAUACGCACAUUUACAUAUUGGCCAAAGCGCCGAUAACUCUACUGGGCAAAGCAGCGGCAGCAGCAGUAGUAGCAGCAAUCAACCUAGCAACAGUAACAGUGAGAGUGACCCCACUACAUUGGCACCCGCGGCUACCAGUGGCACAUCCUCAUCAUCACAAUCCCUUCAAGUAUCGCUAAACGACAAUGCAUCAGCAUCAAGGUCAACACCCUCACUUGCUAUUGAAGAAAUAUCAAUCGGCGGCGGCAUUGUUGAGAGUACUGAAAAUGGUAUCAUCGUGCAUGACUACGCUUAUGCUGGUGAAGCCGACAACAACCAAAACAGCAAACCAAAAGACGACAACAACAACGUAGAUGAUGAUCAAAAACAAGCCAACCGCGCUUAG
This is a messenger RNA of Lichtheimia ornata, 1956 nucleotides long. RefSeq lists its product as uncharacterized. NCBI's taxonomy places the organism in Eukaryota, Fungi, Mucoromycota, Mucoromycetes, Mucorales, Lichtheimiaceae. Gene Ontology annotation, cellular component: plasma membrane. The coding region runs from base 1 to 1956 and encodes 651 amino acids. Gene Ontology annotation, biological process: ammonium transmembrane transport. The record is from RefSeq and is a predicted model, not a curated record. The transcript is spliced from 7 exons. Gene Ontology annotation, molecular function: ammonium channel activity.